AUGGGCCAGGGUGCUAGCAUGUGUCGUUUCAAUGGUUGUCGUUACAAGCGAAACAAGCAAGGACUGCACUUGCGCAGCAUAGAGGAGCCCCAGAGCAGGAUGCCCACCGAGCAGGGGGGCACAGUGGGGCUCGAUACUACGUUGGGCUCUCGUGCUGGUGUCCCCCUGCCGCUACAGCUUCCACCACACAGCAACCUGCACCAUCAUCACCACCACAGCCUCGCCAACAACAACCACCACCAUCAUCAUCAUCAUCAUCAUCAACAGCAGCAGCAGCAACAGCAACAAGGCUCGUCGGGUCAGCACGGUGGCGCGUGUCCUGGACCGGGUGGAUAUGACGCCGAAUUCGCCCGUAUGGAGUCGUGGUUGGACGAGAACCCGGAGUUUGUGCAGGAUUACUUCAUCCGGAAGGCGACACGGCACAUGGUGGAUGGGUGGUUGGUGUCCCACGCGACACCGGUCACUACGGCGGCCAGUAGCGUUGAUUCGCCGACACACGGCUCCAAUCAACCGAGCUCGUCACGGGGUGGUUCUGGCGCGACAACCCCCGUCAGAAAAAUAUCAGCCCACGAGUUCGAACGGGGCGGCCUCCUGAAGCCCAUCGUCAACACGAUCGAUGGUACGCCGACUUUCCUGAGCAUCAGCCCACAAAACGAGUCCUCCGUCAUCGGAACGGCCCAAUGCUGCCCGAAUGGGGUCGCCUACUGUGGAGCAAAUCUGCGACCUCUUCGGUUAUCCCGCAACGAGCUGAAACAGCUGGAUGAGCGCGAGCUAAUCUUUGAAUUGGUGAAGGAUAUUUGCAACGAUCUCGACGUGCGCUCGCUGUGCCACAAAAUCCUGCAAAACGUGUCAAUUCUGCUGAACGCCGAUCGCGGUUCACUGUUCCUGGUACAGGGCAAAAGUACCUGCGGUGGCGACAAUACCAAAAAAUGCUUAGUGUCGAAGCUGUUCGACGUGUGCUCCAACAGCACCCUGGAGGAGAUGGAGCAGCAGGACGAGGUGAAGGUGGCCUGGGGUACGGGCAUCGCCGGACACGUGGCCGAAAGUGGGGAACCUGUAAAUAUUCCAGAUGCUUACCAGGAUGAACGUUUCAACCGGGAAAUCGAUGUACAAACUGGCUACCGUACAAAAGCGCUGCUCUGCAUGCCAAUCAAGGACGCGUCCGGGGACGUGGUCGGAGUCGCGCAAGUGAUAAACAAACAGGGUGAUCAGUGCUUUAGCACGGCGGAUGAAAAGAUAUUUUCCUCCUACCUGCAGUUCUGCGGCAUUGGUCUGCGGAACGCGCAGCUGUACGAAAAGUCACAGCUGGAAGUGAAGCGCAACCAGGUGCUGCUCGAUCUCGCCCGCAUGAUCUUCGAGGAGCAGAGCACCAUCGAGCAUAUGGUCUUUCGCAUCCUGACCCACAUGCAGAGCCUCAUACAAUGCCAAAGAGUGCAGAUCUUGCUGGUGCACGAAGCAUCCAAGGGUAGCUUCUCGCGGGUGUUCGACUUCGAAGCCAAUGAUCUCAGCGGAGACGACGGCGAUGCUCGCACGAGCCCGUUCGAGUCCCGCUUUCCGAUCAACGUCGGAAUAACAGGCUACGUGGCAACGACUGGAGAAACUAUGAAUAUCUGCAACGCGUACGAGGACGACCGGUUCGAUCCUAGCGUCGACGAGGGGCUCAACUUCCGUCACAAAACCAUCCUCUGCAUGGCGAUCAAAAAUUCUUUAAGUCAAAUUAUAGGUGUAAUACAGCUGAUCAACAAAUUCGAUGAUCUUACUUUUACCAAAAAUGAUGAAAACUUUGUCGAAGCUUUCGCGAUCUUCUGCGGGAUGGGCAUCCACAACACGCACAUGUACGAGAAGGCGAUCAUCGCAAUGGCGAAGCAGAGCGUUACGCUGGAAGUCCUGAGCUACCACGCUUCGGCAACCAUCGACGACGCGUACCGGUUACGGCAACUGAAAGUGCCAUCGUCAGCGUUCUUCAAGCUGCACGACUUCAAGUUCGACGAUCUGACGCUGGAUGACGACCACACGCUGAAGGCGUGCAUCCGAAUGUUCCUGGACCUGGACCUGGUCGAGCGGUUCCACAUCGAGUACGAGGUCCUGUGCCGGUGGUUGCUGAGCGUGAAGAAAAACUAUCGCAACGUGACGUACCACAACUGGCGGCACGCGUUCAACGUGACACAGAUGAUGUUCGCGAUCCUCACGUCGACCCAGUGGUGGAAGAUCUUUGGCGAGAUUGAGUGCCUUGCGCUAAUCAUAGCCUGCCUGUGCCACGAUCUGGAUCACCGUGGGACCAACAAUUCGUUCCAGAUCAAAGCCUCGUCGCCGCUGGCUCAGCUCUACUCGACGUCAACGAUGGAGCACCACCACUUCGAUCAGUGUCUGAUGAUCAUCAACAGCCCCGGCAACCAGAUACUGUCCAACAUGUCCUCCGAGGACUACAGUCGCGUGAUACGCGUGCUGGAAGAUGCCAUCCUGUCCACCGAUCUGGCUGUUUAUUUCAGGAAACGUGGAGCCUUUUUGAAUCUGAUCGAACCAAGCAGCGACAUGAACGUCUGGCAAACGGAGGAGCCCAGGUCGCUGCUGCGUGCGAUGAGCAUGACCGUCUGUGAUCUGUCCGCCAUCACGAAGCCGUGGGAGAUCGAAAAGCGGGUUGCCGAUCUGGUCAGCUCGGAGUUCUUCGAGCAGGGUGAUAUGGAACGGCAGGAGCUAAACAUCACACCAAUUGAUAUCAUGAACCGAGAGAAAGAAGAUCAGCUGCCCUUGAUGCAGGUUGGCUUUAUCGACUCCAUAUGUAUUCCCAUCUACGAGGCAUUCGCAAACUUAUCCGACAAACUAACGCCACUGAUCGAUGGCGUGCUGGACAACAAGAAACACUGGAUCGAGAUGGCACAAAGCGCAAAGGAGGCGUACGCCAACAACAACAACAUGUGCGAGAACAAUAACAACAACAACAACACCCACUGCGCGGACCACGCCGAGGAGAAGGAGGGCGAAUGCAAACGCAGCCCGCUGGGAUCGCCAGCAAGUAAUGGAACCUCGCGUAAGCUCUCCCUUGAACCCGAUUGUACUGAUAGUGGUCACCACCACAGUAUAGGUAGCCAAGAGGCCGGUACGAGCAGUUGUACUACUAGCAUAAAGGAGAAGAUCGUCGGCCGGCUCGGGGUCGAUCUCGCGUCGUCACCUCCGUACGCCGAGAAGCCGUCCUUUCUGGUGGUCGGUCAUAAGGGCAAUGGAAUGGUGCACGGGGACAAGGUGCGGCUCAUCCGGUUGUCGUCUUCCGACGGCAAAACGAGUGAACUGGUGCUGGACGAGCAGCAACGGCACACUCCAGACGAGGCGGAUCCGGUAGAGUAAUAAGCACCGAUGGAUGCCCGAACCUUCAAACCCAACCAACACCAAACACUUUCUGAUGUGAUUGCCUUUUUCCCCCUCUCUCCCAUUUGCCGUGCGUUUGUGUCGUGCCCCUGACCGACGACCUGCGGCAGGGCAUUCGUCGUACACCUGCUUCGUCCUAGUUUUAAGCUGAUUUUCCCAACCUGUCUCCGACAACCGAACUGUAGCUGUAUCGCAUGGACAUUCACCUGCAUCAACACCUGCGUGCGGAUAAGGGGUUCGGUUUUAAAUCGGAAUCCUGCGUUCGCCACGCGCACAUCAUUUUAUUUGGUAGUGACUCGUAGUAGUGUAAAUAUGUUAGGCAAUUGUUUGUUAAUUGUUACAAUUUGUACAUCCGUACCGGUCCCCUUUUUCCUGUCGUAUCCCUGUCGAUGUCGGCGCCAAUGCACAACUAGCUGUAACGUUUAUAUCUAUUAUCGUAAAAAUGAGGAAACAACAAACAAUCGCAACUUUCGCGCAGUAGAAAUCUAUUUUAGAAUACUUGAACGAUUCGUGUGUAAAUGGACAACUAGAGAGGAGAAGAUGCAACAACAGAAGAAGAAAAAAAAACAUGGAACCAUAACUUCAGCACUAGUCAGCAGAAUAAUUUAAUGAUAGCAUUUGGAGUGCUCGGAAAACGAGCGCUUUUUUCCCAGUAAGAAGUAAGAAUGAGAAAAUAUUACGAAACAAAAAAGCAACCUAAAACAAAUGGCUCGCAAACCGUCUUAUAUAACCGCGGAGGAAAGAACAACCCAAACCAAAAGUUAAUGAUCUUAUACACAAAAAAAGCGUUGAACUAAAAGCCCACGCAAAAACUAAAACGAGAGACGCACCGAAGAGACGUAGCAAAAGGAGGGAACCUGUGAGGAGUAUUACUUGUUCUAUGGACCAUUAUAAUUAUGUACUUGUAUGAGGAAAACAUUGUUAUAGUUGUUAUGCUUAGGCGAAUGAUCGGUGUAAUCGGUGGCCUCGAUCCUUUUGUGCUCCUUUGCCCGCGUUCGAUGAUUCCUCGAGCGUCGAGGACACCAAUGGCGAACACCGCGGGUGCUUAAGUGGAAAUUCCUCAACUGCGAGGACUCUAGGGUGCUCGUAAUAGAUGUGUUUUUCUAUGUUUUCGAAACACACGCCGGAAAGCGUUUAGCGAUGCGUAGUAAAUUAUUGUACCCCCCCCCCCCCAACUCCCCCUACCAUCCCUCAGAACAAAAGCAACGGUAAACAAAAAAACAACACACGGAAAUUCCCAAUCGGGCCGUGGCACGGUGUAGCAAGGAUUCGUGAGCUCGCGCCCGCGUCCUUAACGCGGUGCCGGCGUAGAACUUUUUCUUCGAUGUGUCAUCAAUUUGUGUGCCCCGUAUAUCUCGUCGUGAGUUCAAUGUAUACGUGUGUGUGUGUGUGUGGGUCUGUGGAUGUAUGUGGACCGUUGCUUGUAUGCGGUUGGCUGUGUGAAUUUCAGCCAUUUUUGUCACCGUCACCCUUUCCAAUUCCACGCUUUGAUAGUUCCGAGAAACACCAAACCCGUACUCGUACUCAUUGUCUUGGCUCAAUGGAAUCCUUGCGAGUCCUUACAAACAUUCACACACACACACACACAACAUCAUCAUGCACACACCAACCCUUGGAAAAAAGGGUGGAAUUCUCGGGCCGUACGCGAAAAAACAACCCUUAGCAGCGAAGAAAGGCUUUCAAUAAAGUGUACUAUUUUCUGAACAUGCUGUAUA
Anopheles nili is the source of this 5078-nucleotide messenger RNA. Its product is annotated as dual 3',5'-cyclic-AMP and -GMP phosphodiesterase 11-like. NCBI's taxonomy places the organism in Eukaryota, Metazoa, Arthropoda, Insecta, Diptera, Culicidae. The transcript is spliced from 16 exons. The record is from RefSeq and is a predicted model, not a curated record. Gene Ontology annotation, biological process: signal transduction. Bases 1 to 3342 code for a protein of 1113 amino acids. Gene Ontology annotation, molecular function: 3',5'-cyclic-AMP phosphodiesterase activity; 3',5'-cyclic-GMP phosphodiesterase activity; protein binding.